Messenger RNA from Polyodon spathula (Mississippi paddlefish), 4512 nucleotides. Its product is annotated as transmembrane protein 132C-like. The transcript has 10 exons. The record is from RefSeq and is a predicted model, not a curated record. NCBI's taxonomy places the organism in Eukaryota, Metazoa, Chordata, Actinopteri, Acipenseriformes, Polyodontidae. The coding region runs from base 731 to 4051 and encodes 1106 amino acids.
UCCCGACUCUCUCGUAGCAGAAUGCAAAAGAGGAUGUUGUAGCUGAUUUCAGCGUGGUUCCUGGUGGGUUUUUUUUUUGUUGCCGAUCACGUUGUCCUUCCAGUUCUCAAAAAGAACGAGAAGAACAUCACUACCAUAUCACGCAAUGGGAAUACUUUCAUUAACCUGUUUGAUUAUAGGGUGUACCAGCAUCUGAGAGUUUUUCUUUAUUUACCCCCCCCCCCCAACAUAUAAACUCAAACGGAACUGUUAGUAUUACAUAGAAACUGUGUUGAAAUGACACAUUAAUACAUUUAUGUGCAGCGUUUCAGUACACUGCCCCAGUGAGGCAUUUCAUUCAAUACCAUGCACCAUUUCGGGGUUUAUUCACUCACAUGAAAGCGGCAGUAUCACAGUAAAAGCAGCUCGCCAGUAACACAAGCCAGUCACUGGACAGUGACGUGAAGACAGUUAUUGGAGGUUUCAAUCUUCGAGUGCACUUGCCUGAAUCGUAUUCAGUGUGUGUGUGUGUGAGGUGAGAGAAGAAAGAUCAUCAGGAUUAUGCACAAGAAUCUCUGUGGAAUGCAGAGUCUUCACGGCUGUUAAAUAAACAUCACCUCUGAACAACCACAAGAAAACUUUGCCGCAGCUUCUGUUCAUGAAAAUGAAGAUAUGAAGAUCGCUUAAGCAAACGGAAGUUGAUGAAGGAAACAUUUUCAAAUACAGCGACCUGUCUUUUCCAAGCUUCAUAAUGGAAGUUUUCCCGUGUGCAGAAAGAAACAUGUUGCAUCUCUGCACACUACAGCUGCUCACAGCGAUUCUCCGUGUAGUGGUGGAGAGUCGAGGGCUGCUAGAUGGAAUGCAAAGGGUCACUACCAUCCCGACAUAUCUGCCUGUCAACUAUCAAGUCCUCAAUGCAGAGUCAGCCUUUUUCCUUAAAGAAGCCAAUCAGGAUAUCAUGAGGAACAGCAGUUUACAGUCUCGCACGGAGCCCUUCUUUAUCUACCAGGCCAGGCAGAUGCCCACGUUCAGCGCCAGCUAUGGGCCCUUCUCAGCGGAGCAACCUGUUCCUCUGGACCUUCUACAGAGCCCCCACGCUUUCGUUGCGUCCAGCAUGUUCACCUUCAACUGGAAGGUGCAGACCUACAUCAUCAGAGAGAAGGUUUACUUCAGCUGGCCUAAGGUGCAAGUUUUGUUUUACAUUGCGGGGAGAGACUGGGAUGAUUACAGUACCAUAGACAAGCUGCCCUGCGUGAAAAUGUUCGCUUUCCGGGAGACGCAGGAAGUCCGGGGCACCUGUAAGCUCAAGGGGGACCUUGGGCUUUGUGUGGCCGAUCUGGAGCCCCUUUCAAGUUGGUUUAGUCCACCCAGCGUGGUUCCGGGCCGACAGAAAACUUUUGACCAAUCAGAAGGGGCCCCUGUGGAACUCUACUAUGUGGUCCAGUCAGCCGAGAAUGGGGAAUGUUCCUCUGACGACUCUAGAAAGGGGAAUUCUAUUCGGUCAGACCAGGACAAAGCUUUUGGCCCAUCCACCACCUCCCCCAUGCAGAGGAUUGGUAGUGUCCGCCUAUACCAGUCCCCAGGGCCCCCACAGCUGUCAGAGCUGAAGCUGGAUAAUAACAUUGUGAUCCUGGUGCCAUCUAAACCUGUCAAACAAAGGGAUAUUGUUACUGCCUUUGUUUCUACCACCAGCAUUACAAGCGUGGAGAUGUUUACCCUGAGAGUGAAGUUAAGGAAGGGGUUGAGUUUCCUGGGCGCGAGAUCCAGCAGCCCCAGCUUCUGGGCUAUCAGACAGGAAUCGGGGAACGAUGGGAGGCACCCUGUCAUCACCGUCCUCUGUCAGAGGAAAGGGGCCACUUCGGGAAACAGGGCGGAGGACGGGGCGGUGGGGGUCAUGCAGAUGGAUUUUGAGGUGGACACCUUCGCUGACCUGCUGGGGAGUAGUUCCAUCACGUGGCAGGCAGAGUACCCCAGGACCGGAGCCCGGACCGAGGAGGCAGAGACCGAGAUCCACCUUGUACACAAAGACCUGGGCAGCAUCAUUCCUCUAGCCAUGGACACAGAGAUCCUGAACACAGCAGUGCUGACUGGGAAGACGGUGGCUGUCCCUGUGAAGGUGGUGACUGUCGGAGAAGACAGCACUGUGACAGACGUGUCCGACUUCGUGAAGUGCCAGUCAGGGGAUGAGGACGUGGUAAAGGUGUCAGACAGGUGUGACUACGUCUAUGUGAACGGGAAGGAGAUGAAGGGGAAGGUGAAGAUGGCGGUGAAUUUCACCUACGAGUACCUGAGCGCCCAGCUGGAAAUGACUGUGUGGAUCCCUCGGCUCCCCCUGCAGAUAGAGGUGUCUGACACUGAGCUCAGCCAGAUCAAAGGCUGGAGGGUCCCCAGCCCAACCAGUAAAAGGAUUGCACGGGACAGCGAUGAUGAGGAUGAAGAUGACAGGAGAGGGAGGGGAUGCACGCUGCAGUACCAGCAUGCAAUGGUCCGAGUCCUCACAUACUUUGUAACCGAGUCCUUGGAGCCUGGAGGUCAGCUGACCUACAUGCUGGGCUCUGAUUGGCAGGUUGACAUCACAGACCUGGUGACAGAUUUCCUGAAAGUGGAGGAGCCCCAGAUUGUAAAACUGCAUGACGGGAGGGUCCUAAUGGGCCUGGAUACCGGCAUGACAAGCAUACAGGUGCUGUCCCCUUUAUCAGACACCAUCCUGGCUGAGAAGACGGUGACAGUGCUGGAUGACAAGGUGACCAUCACUGACCUAGGGGUGCAGCUGGUCACGGGGCUCUCACUGUCCCUUCAGCUCAGCACAGGAAGCAACAGGGCCAUCAUCGCCACGACAACCACGCAGGAGGUGCUUCACAGUCCUAAACAGGAGGCAGCGAUCAGCGCAUGGAUCCAAUUCAGCGACGGCUCCGUGACUCCUCUGGAUAUCUUCAAUCCCGACUACUUCUCCCUCACUGCAACCUCCCUGGAUGAAGAGGUGGUCUCAGUCCGGCAGGACCCAGCAAUGAAGUGGCCAGUGAUUGUGACAGAAGGGGAGGGACAGGGUGUUUUGGUGAAGGUGGAAAUGGUGAUCUGCGAGACCUGCCAGAAGUCCAAACGGAGAAGCGCUCUCGGCUCCGGAGGUGGAAGCGUCAAGGUAAAGUUCGGCCAGAACGACGCAAGCCCCAAAGUGAGUGGCAGCGAUUACGGGGUGGACAGUGAUGAGCUACAGAACCGUGCUAGCGACCGGAGACAGAAACCGGCAGAGCAGGACCGUGCUGGGAUAGACGUGCAUUAUUAUGGAAGUUCAAUCUCAGACUUGGAGGAUAGCGUCAUGAAAAAGAUACCCACGACUAUCAAGUCAGCAAUAAUAAGGAAAUCAGAGGGUGACAAGCUUUCGGAUGAUGGCAGUCAGCUCCAAAAUAUUCCCAUUGACUUCUCAAAUUUCCCUGCGCAGGUGGACCUGCCUCGGAACAACAGAGGCAUGGGGGAUAACGAUCUUGUGCAAACCGCACGAGGCCUGACUGAUCUGGAGAUAGGGAUGUAUGCCUUGUUGGGAGUGUUCUGCCUUGCUAUAUUGGUAUUCCUCAUCAACUGCAUCUCGUAUGCUUUGAAGUACAGGCACAAGCAGGUUCCCAUGGAAGGACAGGAGACCAUGAACCACUCCCACGACUGGGUGUGGCUUGGGAACGAGAUUGAGCUAUUGGAGAACCACACAGGCCUCUCCCCUCAGCAGGGCGAGCACACCACCGUAAUCGACACAGGGAUGGGGUUUGAGGAAGGCGGCCACCUCCUGAAUGGCGGCUCCACCCAGAAGAAUGUUCAGGGGCAGAUCCACAGGUCUGCCGAUUCUGGAUGCGGCAAUUAUGGGAAAGAACACAAAAACGAGUCCCUAAACUCUCCUACAACAAAAAGGAAGCGUGUGAAAUUUACGACAUUCACCACUAUCCCCCCAGAUGACGGCUGCCCUUCCAUUAAACCGAUUUUCUUGGGUGGUGAGGAUGACAUUAAAUGGGUUUGCCAGGACAUGGAGCUUGGGGAUUCCAAAGAGCUUAGAAACUACAUGGAAAGGCUACAUGACAUUGCAUAGUAAUUUUAUGACAGACUUGAAACAACUCACCCUUAUGCCUUCAGAAUGGGGAGGAGGGGCCAGGGAUUCAGAUAAUAAUAUGGUGGCAUACAAAGUUCCAAACUGUUGUCAUGGAAACUACCAAAGGGGCAUUUUAUCAUAAUGGAAAUAAGGAAAUGCAGUAGAUAAUAAAAACAAGAGAUAAAUAAAGACAAUAAAACAAGAGAUGGAUAUUCUAAAUGGAAUAUAAAAUACAACUAGGAGUCUGAGAAACAUUUUCAAGUGGAUUAUUAUUGUUAGUUGGAUUAUUUUCUCAGUUUAAGGAGAGAGAUGGUGGACUUGAGCUUAAUAUAGUAUUUUUUAUUGUAUUACUUUUCAUGCUGUAGUUUCAAAACAAAACUUUAAAUAUUACAAAUUACCUGGAUACAGUAUGUUGUCAAAAAAAAUGCAGAUAAUGAAUUGUAGAUUCUAAGAAUGUAAUA